Rosa rugosa (rugosa rose) is the source of this 1515-nucleotide messenger RNA. RefSeq lists its product as uncharacterized. Bases 37 to 1254 code for a protein of 405 amino acids. The record is from RefSeq and is a predicted model, not a curated record. NCBI's taxonomy places the organism in Eukaryota, Viridiplantae, Streptophyta, Magnoliopsida, Rosales, Rosaceae. The transcript is spliced from 7 exons. Gene Ontology annotation, cellular component: nucleus; cytoplasm. Gene Ontology annotation, biological process: snRNA import into nucleus.
CAACUCAAAUCCCAACUGACGACGAUCGACACAACAAUGGCACCCUCCGAUCUCCGCCGUCCGUACAAACGGCCGCAGCUCUCAGACCAGCAGAGACGGAGAGAGCUCUCGCUGAAGCGCCAAGAGCAGAGCCGCGACGCCGAGCUCCAAGCGCGGCGCUUAGCCUCCACGCUCCUCUCCCUCCCGCCCGAACAACAACCCUCGGAGCCCGAACCCGAGCCCAGUUCCUCCACUGACUACGACCUCCGCGACGCUUCGAAGCUGAAAGGCCCGGCGGCGCGGAAGUGGUUCGCGAAGCAGCUCAUGCUCCCCGAGUGGAUGAUCGACGUCCCUCAUCGCUUGCCCCAUGACUGGUAUGUGCUUCCGAGGCCAGCAGGGAGGCGAUGCUUCGUGGUCUCAUCGGACGGAACGACGAUCAGUAGGCAACGAAACGGCACCGUUCUGCACCGUUUCCCGUCGGCGCUGCCCCACGGGUCCCGGAACCGAGACGGGUCGGGUCCUCCGUCGUAUUCCAUUCUCGACUGUAUAUUUCACGAGAUGGACCAGACUUACUAUGUGAUUGACAUGGUGUGCUGGAAGAAUUACUCUUAUUAUAACUGCAGUACUGAAUUUAGGUUUACUUGGUUGAAAGAGAAACUGGCUGAGACCAAAGCUUGUGAUCCUCCAUCGUAUUAUCAUAAGUAUAGGUUCAGCCUGGUUCCGUGGUCUCGCUGCGAUCUGGCUGGUCUACACAAAGCCUAUGCCGGUGAGGUGCCUUUUGUAAAGGAUGGUAUACUGUUUUCUAACAAGCAUGCACAUUAUCAACCGGGAAAUACACCACUGGCGUUGGUGUGGAAGGAUGAGCAUUGCAGUCAGUAUGUUGUUGAUACAGAUAGCAAGGGACAGGUCCCAAGCCAUCAGCAGGUAGUUUUGGAGCUGCAAGAUGAUGGGAAAGUGACUACAUCGGAUGAUCCUCCAGUUGUGUUUAGUUGCUUAAAUUUGGAUUUUGUACAACAGUCAGGAUUGCAGAGUGGAUGUCUUCUUCGUUUUGCUAUUGGUGAUGGAGGAUUGACCAUUGAGGAUGGGAAGCUUGAGAGGGCUGAUUUACACUACCUUGGCACGUCCAACCGAGCACGCGCAUUUGCAGAUACUUACUCCAAGAUUAUGUUUCAGAGUAUGGCUCGAGGAUCUCCCCUGAGAAUUGAUGAUCUUGUUGCAUCAAUUAGCUCAUCAGAUGAUGAAGCAGAUACACUUGACGUUGAGAUGGCUGUUUGAUAAUCAGUUGGGCAGACAUAUUACUGUCUGCUGGCAUCACACCUUGUUGUUAAAUGCUUGUGAAGCCCUCUAGAACUGGCAUACAUACAAAGUCUGAGAGUUGUGGUUUGAUACAGGGACAAGUCGUCUGGUGCAAGCUCAAUCUAUGGAAUCCGAUGCUUAAUUUAUGCAUACUCGGACAAUUUAACAAAUUAUUGUAACGUUUGCCUCUACUUCUAUAUAUUUAUGUUACUUCUAUGAAGAUUUCAACCUUUUAUCUCA